This is a messenger RNA of Linum tenue, 1914 nucleotides long. Lineage: Eukaryota; Viridiplantae; Streptophyta; Magnoliopsida; Malpighiales; Linaceae. The record is from the annotation of a GenBank genome assembly.
UGUCACUAUCAAUUACACCGGCCUCUGUGAUUCUGAAUGCUCCUGCUGUCCGUUUCUGCUUGUUCUUAGGAUAAGAUCUAGAGAAUAUCGGAUGCAGGAUGACCCUACUGCUCCUGUUAGCUCUUCAAUUCCAUUCCUAGAAUACAUUUUCUAUCCUCCUUAAUGAACAUGCAGCCCACCAUUUUCAUUUCAGAAGAAAAGAGGAAAAAUCCCCUUCAUACCCCAUCUCCUCUGUUUUCUCCUUCGUUUACGCAAUCGGAUCCAAUCGCAAGUCAAAAGUUGGAACCCAUUUUUCCUUCAGGACAUUCAACAAUUGGGCUCUUUCCCAUUCGUUCUGAUUGUUGAAAAGGCUACGGGGUUUUCUUCUUCCUUCUGGGUUUUGAUAUGUCAAGUUUGCUACUGGUACUGCUUGUAUUUCUAUGGCGUCGGUGUCCGGGUAGAGGCGCAUCAAAAGCUGUGAAAAGUGAAAAAUCCCUUUGUCGCUGGAGAAGUAGAAUUUCUUCUCGCAAAGGCCUCCACUUCGAUCCAAAGAUUGGGGCUUUGAGAUUGUUGGGGUGAACGCGGAUAGGAAUAGCAUAUGAACUGACUGGCUGGACAUGAUGGAAGCAUUUUGUUGAAGAUUGGAAAGAGUAGGGAUUGAUUGAUCAAUUAGUUUCUUCAGCUUCUGUUAUGGAGAAAACAUCUAAUGGAUAUACUAGGCCUAAGGAAAAUGGCCAUAAGGUAUCACCAUCAUCAUUACCUUGGCUUGAUUUGAAAGUAUUCUACGUCCGAGUUAGCAAGUGUAAGAUUGACGAUUCAGAAACACCGGAAUACCUUAUUGUAAAUCACGUUCCGUUGACUCCUGAUAGCCUUCUUGAAGUCAAUGGUGUUAGGACACUCAUAGAUUCAGACGGAGCAUCCACCCUCCUUCGAAGAGACCGGCUGGAUAAGAAGUCUGAGGAAGCUACAUUCGUGAGCACAGACAAUGUGAGGACGACAGGUAGCAUGAGGUUCAAUGUUUUCAAUCACGAUACGCUGAUAUUCCACGGGGAGUUGGAACUGAGAAACAAUUAUCAUCAGAGAUGGAGCAUGAAGUGCGAGUCAGACAUUGUAGCUACUUGCAGCAGCAGCACCAGCUUCCUGAAACCGAAACAGUUUAUGGGUUCAGAAUCACCGAGCUCGCCUAGGAUCGAGGUCUAUGUUGCAGGAUCAUUCUUGGGGAGCCCGAUUAUCUUAACCAAGGGUUUGCAUCUCAAUGUUUAUGCGAACAGAACGAUUAUAGGAGGAUUCAUGAAUUCUAUACCUGAACAUGGUGAGAAUGUUGGGACUCUUAAGGAGAAUGAGCCAUCCAACUGGCUUCAUCUACAGUCAGCAGAAUCCCCGUAUGUACAGAAGCCUGACAAUGAAGAAGGGUACAAUGAUGCCUACCGGGGGAUGGAUUACCGCUACAUGGAGGAAGGUGAAGACGGGGAGCUGUCGUGGUUCAAUGCUGGUGUUCGAGUUGGUGUUGGGAUCGGAUUGAGCGUUUGCCUUGGGAUCGGUAUAGGUGUAGGGUUGCUGGUUAGAACAUACCAAGGCACAACUGGUAACCUCAGGAGGAGGCUAUUCUGAUUAUGGAAGUUAGCAACGACAAUACACUAUGGAAAAGGCCAACUUCUUGUUUGUGUGAUCGAAUUUUAGUACUUAGACGUUGUUAGGAAAACCAUUUUGAUGCCAUCAGUUUGACAUAUGCAGAAGUCGUUUUCAUUGUGGAUUUUGGGUGACUAUGAUGUGAGUGGUUGAUUUUCAUGAUUUCAAAAUCACCCUGAUUUCUUCUCGACAACCCAAUGCAACCAAUUCAAUAGGACUUGUUGAAGGAGAGAUGUUCUUAGUGACAGAGCAUUCAAGAGUUCUGUUCUACCAAAGCCAAUACUAAUGAUAUUCACAAACUCGUUC